Rotaria sp. Silwood1 is the source of this 5760-nucleotide messenger RNA. The record is from the annotation of a GenBank genome assembly. NCBI's taxonomy places the organism in Eukaryota, Metazoa, Rotifera, Eurotatoria, Philodinida, Philodinidae.
AUGAAUGAUGAAAUUCAAACAUUUGUCGAGUUUUUACUCGAUACUGAAACAACAUCCGAAACAUUAUUUAGUAAAGCAAUUACAGAAAAACACGAUUUAUACAAUAAUGUGCAUAAUGGUUCCAUAUUUGAGAAAGUAGUUGAUCAAAAAUUACAACAAUGGAAACGCUAUUAUCAAAAAGAGCAAGGUGCCAUUGCUGAUCGAAUAGCUAUUAAUGCUGGUAAUGAAACAUCAGAUGAUGAAUCAGAAAGUGAAUCUGAAGAAGAAUCAUCAUCGGAUAAUGAAGACGAAAAAAUAUCACAAUUACAAAUCCAUGGAAAAAGUCAGACAUUUCAAUUGAUUAAACAAUCUGAUGUGUUAAUUGAUCCAGUUAGUCAAUGUAAACGACUUCUUGAAUUUUUAUAUUAUUGUCAACAAGAUCAUAUUCAUUUGACUAAACUUUAUUUUCGUACUCUUGAUCAUUGUAUUAAAAAUGAAAAUGAAAAGAUCAGUAGUAUUGCUUUACAACAAAUUGCUUUACAUUUAUUAGAUAAUAUUCAUGAUGAAAAAGACUAUCACCAUCUUAUGAAAUGUUUUCACUCAAAUUUAUCAUCUUCUACUAUAUCUGAAAUACAUAAACCUAUAGUAAAAAUAAUUCAAACGCUUAUUUCAAGAAAUAAAAGUGAACAAGAUAUAAUAACAGUGAUGUCAUCCAAUGACCUUGAUAUUCUUUAUCCAUAUAAAGCUCGUUUUCUUGAUUUACAUCGUGAAUUUCGUGAUAGUGCAAAUUAUUUUAUUGAUGGUGAUUCAUUAAUUCUAUUUGUUGCUCAUCAUAUUAAUAUUGAUCUUCUUACAUAUUAUGGAAAUACUCUUCAUGUUAUUUAUAGAAUUGAACGUAUUCUUCUUACACUUUUUAAUCAAACACAACAAUGUAAUUAUACAUUAGUAUUUUUCAAUUGCCAUUAUCAAUUAUAUCACAAUGAGAAGUCUAUAUUAUGUCUGAUCCGUGCUUGUCUUAUUACUCAUCUAUUAAAAAAUAUAAACAAAUAUGGAUCAUCAAAAGUACGACAAUUUUCAUCAUGGCUUGAUAAAGAAUAUAUAAAAUUUGCUUAUGAAGAAAAACCACAUUUUAUAUUUUAUCAUGAUAUGACAAGUUUUGAUAUCUGUAAAAAUACUCUUUUAUCAAAAAAUACAUUAAUAAAACUUCUCUAUAUUUAUCGUUUAUUUGGUAAUUAUCAUCAAUAUUAUUUUCAAUGCAGUUUAUAUUUAAUGAACAAAUUAAUAUUAACUGAUACAAUAGUGAAAUGUUUUCGAGUUGUAUUUAUGAAACAAUGUUCAAUGAAUUUAUUGGAGAAAAGAGUUAGAAAACUAUCACCUGAUCGAAAUUCUAGUACUAUUUUGGACCAAAAUGACUCGAUUGAAUUUGGAAGAAGAAUAUAUGACAUAACGAAUCAAGAUGAUGUACGACUUUUUAUUUAUCUCAAAACAAUAAUGAAUUUCACUCAAAAUAAAAAAGAACAAUCAAACAAACAAAAUUUAUUCAAUCUUCUUAGUCCACUACUUAUUCUUCACGUAGCUCUUCUUAUUCGUUUAUCAUUAAUUGAUCGCCAUCUACCAUCAAACUUUCCUUCUAUUACAUUUAGUUCGAUAUUUUCUGAUGUAAUUAUUGAAUUUCAACAACAUCUUGCACUAUGUCUAUCCUCAUAUUAUUCAUCGUUAUCGUAUGCAAAAGUAGUUGACAUAUUCGAUGGACGUCUUUUUGUUUUUACUCUCUAUCAACUGAAUCAAUUAUCAUCAAAGAUAAAGUUUGAUUCAAAUACGAUGAAUAUUGUCAAACAAUCUUUAACCUUAUUGAAAGUUUCUAUAGAUAAAGAUAUAUUUCGUAAUAUAGUACAACAAUUAAUUCAAUCCAAACAUAUUAUAGUUACAUCUUCAACACUUGACAAACAACUGAUUCCAUUUGAAAAACAGAAAAUUACAAAAAUAUCAAAUUCAUUUAUUGAUAUUUAUUUAAAACCCAUACUUUCAGCAAAAAAUCAAUGGACAUUUGAUUUUGUGACUCCUGAUAACACUUCUUUAGCUCGAUAUGAAGGAAAAUAUCAUUGGCAUGUAUAUAAAGAGGUUGGUGAUGAGAUAAGUCGUGUACGAGAUAAUCAAGAAAAAUAUAAAAAUUCUACUAAAUAUCGCUAUCGAACCAAAAAAUUACAAAAAUUCUAUACCUACUUCACUUUGUAUGGUAAAUCGUUGACAAGUCGUGAUGUGAGAGAUAAUCAACUACAAAUUGUUCUUCCUGCUACUCAAAUAAAUGAAGAAAUGAAUAAUAUAGAUAAAGCAGAUUCUGCAUCUGGUGAUAAGAAACACAAAGAAAAAAGUCAAUCAGAAAAAUUUCAUCAAACAAAACGUGACAAAAUUAUCGAAGAAAAUAAACAACGAAAAAUAGAUAAAUGUAUUAUAGAUGAAACUGAUCAACUUAUUCAUGUUAAAGAUUCAUUAAAACAAAUUCCAUUCGAUAAUUAUUCAAAAGCUAUUGAAAUUAUUGAUGGAAGUUUAUUUAAAUGUAAAAUAUCUAAAAAUCGUCUUGAAUUACUUAAACAAAAAUUUCAUUUACAACGAAAAUAUUUAAAAACAUUAAGAAAGAAAAAUAUUUUAACAAAUGAAGAAAAAUCUAAAUUAGAUUAUCUUGAAAUUGAUUAUUUUGCUACGAUGACUGAAAUAGCUUAUCUUGAAAAUACUAUUGAUCUAUUUGGUGAAAAGCAAAAAUAUAUGAAAGAACUUAUUGAUAAUUCAUUAUUAGAUCAAGAAAAAUGGUAUCGAUUUCAAAUGGAAAGAAUCAAUAGUCGAUUACCAAGACGUGAACAUGGUAUACCUGAUAGUCGAGUAUCUGAUUUCAUUCCAGAUAAUUGGCAAAGACAAUUUCUUGAUGCUGUUGAUAAACAACAAUCAAUUAUAAUUGUAGCACCAACUGCUUCAGGUAAAACUUAUGCAUCCUAUUAUGCCAUGAAUAAAGUACUCAAAGAUCGGGAUAAUCCAAAUGGCAUUUGUGUAUAUAUAGCACCAACAAAAGCACUUGUUAAUCAAGUUGCUGCUACAAUUCAUAAUAAAUUUGGUCCUGUAUUUGGAAUAUUUACACGAGAUUAUCGCUCAAAUAUGGAUGGAUGUCGAAUAUUAGUUACUAUUCCACAAUGUAUGCAAAUACUUCUGCUAUCACCUUGGCAGCAACGUUGGUGUCAAAGAAUAAAAUAUGCUAUUUUUGAUGAAAUUCAUUGUAUGUCUGGUGACAUUGGAUCUGAUGUAUGGGAAAAAUCAAUGUUACUCAUUAAUUGUCCUAUGAUUGGUCUUUCAACAACAGUUAAUAAUGUAGAUGAAGUAUGUCGUUGGAUUGAAAAUGUUGAAAAUCAACGAUCGAAAUUAUUUCAAACAUCAAAACCACGCCGAGUAUGUUUUAUUGCUUAUCAUGAACGUAUAGCUGAUUUGAAUAAAUAUUUAUAUUCCAAUCGACAACUACAUCCAAUUCAUCCAAUUGGUUUGAUGACUACAAAACAAUUAAUAACACGAGGUGUUCCUAAAGAUUUUUCAUUAUCACCUUAUGAAACUUUACAAUUAAAUGAUGCUAUGAAUACCUUAUCAGUCAAUAGGAUAGAAAAUCAGAUCGACUCUAAACCAGUGCCAGUAUUAACACAAUAUUUUUCACCAGAUUGGAUAAUUGAACGAAAUAAAUGCAAUGAUUAUUCUCGACUUGUUUGUAAUCAAUUCAAUAGUUUGAUUAAAAAUAAAGAAACUUUAAUUAUUGAUUCAAUUACAACAUCUCUCAAACCGAUUACUUCAAAGGAUAUUUAUUAUCCUGAAUCAAAACCAAUAUCAUUAUUAAUUGUUGAUUUUAUAUUAACAUUAAAAGAAAAAGAUCUUUUACCUUGUAUUGUUUUUUCGGAUAAUCGAUUAUUAUGUGAAAAUAUGGCUACACAUAUUGCUGAAUAUUUUGAAAAUUUAGAAAGAGAUUUAAGAGAAACAAAAUAUAAAAAUCAAAUUGAAUUAUUAAAUAAACGUUUGAAAACAGUUGAAAAAACUCAGAAAAAAAUCAAAUCGAAAAAAAUAUCAAAAUCUUCUAAACAACGAAAUUAUGAUGAUAAUAAUAUUGUUGAAUCAGAAACAUUAGAAGAAGACAAAAAUCAUCCAGUAAUACUUUCUGGUCUUGAACAACAGUUAUUAAAUGGUAUUUUAGAUGAAGGUACAUUAGCUAAUCGACAUGGAUGUAAUCGAGAAUUAGUUGAUUCUCUAUUAGAACGAGCAUCAAGGGAAAAUCCACGAUUAGUUGGAUAUAUACAACGAGGUGUAGCUUAUCAUCAUGCUGGAUUAAAUAAUAAAGGUCGAGCAGCUGUUGAAGCACUUUUCCGUAAUCGAUAUAUUCAAGUGGUUUUCUCUACGGCAACACUUGCUUUUGGUAUUCAUAUGCCAACAAAAACUGUUGCUUUUGUUAAUGACUCAAUUUAUCUUGAUGCAUUACAAUAUCGACAAUCGUCGGGUCGUGCCGGUCGUCGUGGUUUCGAUGUACAAGGUCAUGUUGUAUUUAUUGAUAUACCUUUAUCAAAAAUUAGCCAUUUAAUAAUAUCAGCUAUACCAAAUAUUCGUGCACAUUUUCCUACAAGUGUUACAUUUUUUAUGCGUCUUCUUCAUUUAUGUUCAAAUAGUAAAGAUUCAAAUGAUGCAAUAAAUCGAUCAUUAAUUGCUUUACAAUGUCCUUUACUUGCACAAUCAUUUAUGAAACAUCAAUUGAUAGAUAUUCAAACACGUUUUCAUUCUUUAUUUACAUUAGAUUUUCUUUAUCGUUUAAAUUUAAUUAAUCAACAUGGUGAUCUUAUUGGUUUAGCUGGUCUUCUAACACAUUUACAUUAUUUUGAACCAGCAAAUAUUUUACUUGUUUAUCUAAUGUAUACUAAAUAUUUUGAUUCAGUUAAAGAUGAAAUUGAAAUUAUGACUAUAUUUGCUUAUCUUUUUACUAAUAUGCCAUGGUUACUUACACGUCAUGAAUAUAAUGAUCUUUCAGAAUAUCGACGAGAAUCAAAAUUUAAUUCGAAAUUAUUUUUGCCACCUAUUUCAAAAGAAUUUCGAAAACAUAUUGAUAAAUAUAAUAGUAUAGUUAAAGAUGUAUAUGGAUGUUAUAUUGAAAAUGUAACAAAAUAUUUACGUUCAUUGAAUAAUAAACAAGAAGAAGAAAUAUUGCCAUUUUCAAAUAUUUCAUUUGCUCAAACAAAAGAUUAUGAUAAUGGAACAUUUGAAUAUAAUCUUCAUUAUCAUCAAUCACAACAAAUACAAAAUCCAUCAAUAUCACCAUUUGCUGGCCUAUCUGGUCUUACACAUGAAAAUUUAAUGUUAAAUUAUAAUUCAAUUGUUAGUUCAUGGGAUCUUGUUUAUCAUCUUGAUUUAUCACCAAAAAUUAUUCCUUUUAUUGAUAUUGAUUGUCGAGAUCAUACGAAUACAACAUAUCAUUUGAAUAGUUAUGGAUUAGAUUUUUUUAAACAAGGUUCUGAAGCAUCAUUGAUUAAUGAAAAUGAAUUAAGUCCUGAUGAUACAUAUAGUCUUUUAUCAGAUCUUCAUUUUGUACUUUUAUGUGUUAAAAAAUCAUUAAAAAUUAUUAUAAAAAAUGAAGAUAAACAACCUACAACUAAAGAUAUAGCAAUAUUUAAUUCAUUAUAUGAAUCAUUAUCACAUGUACAACGUAUUUUCGCAAGAAACUUUCAAAGACAAUAUUCACCUCGUAAUAAAAUGCAAAUGAAUUCAUUUUGA